This is a messenger RNA of Xenia sp. Carnegie-2017, 1125 nucleotides long. RefSeq lists its product as uncharacterized. Bases 95 to 880 code for a protein of 261 amino acids. The record is from RefSeq and is a predicted model, not a curated record. Lineage: Eukaryota; Metazoa; Cnidaria; Anthozoa; Malacalcyonacea; Xeniidae. The transcript is spliced from 2 exons.
UAACCUUCAUUCUGUUUUGUCGUUUACAACAGCAUUAUUAAAUCAGUUUAGUUCAAAGUACUUUUUCACAAAGCUUUAUCGUACAAAGUUAAAAAUGAGUUUCACCGUGACUGGAAUUCAAAAGAAAAGCCGAACAGCAAGUCAUAAGACCGAAGAUGAUACUUAUACAAGAGAUUUAGAGAAAGCAUUCAACGACUUUGACGAGUCGAUGGAACAAACACGCAGUGAAGCACGACAAAGAUGGGAUAAAGCAGUAAGCUCAACAAGGACCAUGGUGAUAGCUCAAAUUGAUUUGUACCAGUACAAACAAGAAGAAAUCGAUGUGGAAAUUCGUGAUAUGAAGAUCUAUGUGAAAGGUAGACACGUUACUGAACGUGAAAAUGGUUAUGAUGCAAGCGAAUUCGAGAGAUUCUAUACAAUCCCAGAAGGUGUAGAUCCCAAGCAUGUCAGCACUCGCUACACCGAUGGCAUGCUGAAGAUUGAAGCCCCACGCCCCAGACGGGAAACACAACCGCGCAAAAUCGCAGGAGGUGAAAUAGUCAGUGAUGAUGAAAAGUUUGAGGUUGUUCUCGAUGUACGAAAUUACAAACCAGAUGAGAUUGAAGUGAAAGUGAACGGAGACGAUUUGAUAAUCUCUGGAAAACAGGAAAGCGAAGAGAAAGGAAGACGAGUGACACGACAGUUUACACGUAACUUUAAGAUCCCACGUGAUGUAAGUAUAAAAUCGGUGAAAUCACGUGUCAGUGUGGAUGGAUUUCUAUAUGUAUAUGCAAAAAAGGAAACGAGUUGGGACGAGGAACGCGUCAUCAAUGUUCUUGUCAACGGAAGACGCUCACCAAUAAGCAAAACACAAGCCUACUUUACUGGUGGUAAUGAAUAGGUUGACUUUCGCAGCAUGCGGACCUUGUGCUAUGGAAAAACUGGUUGGAAAAAGUAACAAAAAAGACUUAAUGCCAUGCAAAUAGUUAAAAUUCUUUCUUAUCAAUAGUUCUACUUAAAGAAAAAAAUUUAUAACAUCUUAUACGAGUACGUUCUUGACCUUUAAAUCCUAAAGUUUGUGAAAAUACGUAAUAAAUUACAUAAAAUGGAAACUUGAUCGAAAUCAAAUAUAAUCUAAACAUGUGA